GUCCAGCCAUGGCUAUGAACACAGACAUCCGAACGAGCGCACAGCAGUUCCUGCGCUCGAUGCUGAGUCGCAUGAACCUGACUCUGGGCGACUGGUACGCCUACCGGAACUACUCAGGUCACCUGUUCGAUGACCUGGAUGACCUGGACGGGCCGGGCGGCCCCCAGCGCGCGGACGCCUGCGGUGAUGGAAUGCGCUGGCUGAGAGACUCCUACCGGCCCGUGCAUGGCUACCUAGCUCUGGCUAUCUGCCUGUUCGGCUUCGUGGCCAACGUGCUCAACAUCGUGGUGUUGACGCGGAAGGAGAUGAGAUCGUCGACGAACGCGAUCCUCACCGGACUGGCUGUGGCGGAUGGUUCCGUCAUGCUCGAGUACAUGCCGUUCGCAGUGCAUAACUAUGUGCGCGUCUCCUCCAACACAUUCUCGUACUGGUCGGCGCGGUAUGUGCUGUUCCACGCGCACUUUGCGCAGAUCUUCCACACGGUGUCCAUAUUCAUGACGGUAAUGCUGGCCAUGUGGCGAUACUUGUUGAUCGUGGAACCUAGCGCCGCGGUGCGACGCUGCACUGUGCGCCGCACAGUCGCCGUUAUUGUCGCCGUGUACGCCAUCUCGCCGCUUAUCUGUGUGCCGUCCUACUUCACAUUUUCCGUGCAGAGCCGGUCAGCCGGCGCGGGCGCAGAACCUCUCUACAUCAUCGACAUCAGCGACAUCGCGCGGCGGCACCACGGCCUGCUGAACCGGAUGAACUUCUGGCUGUACUCGGUGCUCAUCAAGCUGGCGCCGUGUCUGGCUCUGACGUACUUUUCUCUGCGGCUGAUCGCCGUCCUUCUGGAAACCCGACGGAGGAAGAGACGGCUGCUGGCGGCCGGCACAUCGCCUGCCCCCAGAGGUAGGAACGUCACCAGCUCGCUAGCCCAGGGAGUGCGGCACACGGACCGCACCACCAGUCUGCUGGUGGUCGUCCUGCUGCUCUUUCUGCUGACCGAGCUGCCGCAGGCUGCGCUGGCCAUGCUCUCAGGGGUUCUCCAGGAGCAUUUCUUCCGCACCUGCUACCAGCAUGUCGGUGAGCUUCUCGACAUCCUGGCGCUCACCAACUCGGCGGUAAACUUUGUGCUGUACUGUAUGAUGUGUAAGCAGUUCCGCGCCACCUUCUGGGCACUAAUCGGCUGUCCACGUGACUGUCACCGGCCGCCGCAGCAGAUACUGCUUAACAGUCACGUGAUCAGCCUGCCAAAGCAGGUCGCUGUCAAAACGACGCUCGUCUGAUAGAACGUUGGGGCACAUGGGGUCUUACGACGGCGUGAGACUAAUUGUGAUUUGGCAGGUGAUCGCUGGAUGUUUGUACGCAUACAGAGACAUUGUGUUUAUUGAUGUAACGCAUAUUGGAUAUGCCAUAUGUGAAUGCUGAAAUGGAGUCGUGAUCUUCACAGACCAUGAUCGUUACGGAAUACGUUUUGUCUGGGAUGACAGCGAAUCUUUUAAAACUAAACUACACCGUUCCAUGCUUCUAUCCUCAGGAUACGGAAGUCCUUCUCCUCCACGCCGCA
Molecule: messenger RNA, 1546 nt
Organism: Amphibalanus amphitrite
Lineage: Eukaryota; Metazoa; Arthropoda; Thecostraca; Balanomorpha; Balanidae
Product: G-protein coupled receptor dmsr-1-like
Exons: 1
Coding region: 9-1265 (418 amino acids)
Biological process (GO): G protein-coupled receptor signaling pathway
Cellular component (GO): membrane
Molecular function (GO): G protein-coupled peptide receptor activity
Source: RefSeq, a predicted model, not a curated record